AAGCUGCGAUUUGCUCGCGCAGGGCUGCGGCGGAAGCCACGCAGACCUCGCGCAGAGUGAAAACGUGGCCCCGUAACUGGGACAGCGGCGUAGCCAUGGGGGCUCCUGGAGGAAAGAUCAACCGGCCUCGAACGGAGCUGAAAAAGAAGCUGUUCAAGCGACGGCGUGUGUUGAACCGCGAGCGGCGACUGAAGCACCGGGUGGUCGGGGCUGUAAUAGACGAAGGGCUGAUCACUCGGCACCACCUCAAGAAGCGGGCGUCCAGUGCACGUGCCAACAUUACUCUGUCUGGGAAGAAGCGCAGAAAACUCCUCCAGCAGAUCCGGCUUGCCCAGAAAGAGAAAGCAGCCAUGGAAGUGGAAGCCCCCCAAAAGCCAGCCAAGCCUUGUCAACUACGGCCCAAAUGGCGAAAGAAGACAAAAACUCCCCAGGACGUAGAUAUGGAAGACCUUGAGGAUGAGAGCUAAAUCACUCACCCUUCCACCAGCAGAUUCUCACUUGGAGCCAGGAGGACUCUCGUUGUUUCACAGGACUUUGGGGAAAGCAUUGUACCUUCUUAAUCUCCCCAGAGUCCCCUUACAUUAUGGCCUUCUGAUCUGCCCUGGAGGGAUGUAUCGAGAAGAACGAGGAAGAGAAGAAAGACUGGAGAAGGGGCUCCUUAGCAGUUAUCUCCAUUUGUAAUAAAGCUCUAGAGUCCUCACUGGGAUGUGUGAUUACAUGUAGAAAUGGGGAUGGGCCAUGAAAAGAGGUCUUUGAGUCAGGAAACAGGACCUAUAGAGCUUACUUGAGCCAAGAGAUCAAGAAGCUAGCCUCAGUGAUGUUCCCGUCUUCUCAGUGAGUGAUGCUCCAGCUUUCUGUUUCUGACAAAAAUAAAGAUUAUAGAGAAGGCAGAAGAAAGUAAGGGUCUUGAUACCGGCUACCACUGCCUCUGUGUGACCAGGGCAGACAAGUCACUUGAUAUGUUAAUUUCUGCCUUUGCUGGAUUAUGUUUUUAAUAAAGUGGAGACCAAACAUUA
Messenger RNA from Manis javanica (Malayan pangolin), 1016 nucleotides. RefSeq names its product chromosome 11 C11orf98 homolog (gene C11H11orf98). The record is from RefSeq and is a predicted model, not a curated record. Lineage: Eukaryota; Metazoa; Chordata; Mammalia; Pholidota; Manidae.